AUGUGAAUAAAUAUUGUGCAGGUAUGCCCUUUCUUCCUUCCUUUUCUUUUUAGUUCAAACAUGUCACAAGAAACACAUAAAAGAAGAAGAGAACCUCAAAUAAAUGAAAAGCAACAACAAGAUGAAGAGGAAUUUCGCAAACUAAAAAUGGCAAAUUUAAACAAAUCCAUUGUGUAUGACUUUGACUGUGAAGCAUAUCUUCGGGGUCAAUGUUAUCGCCUUCAAUUGUCUAGAAUCCUUCAAGCAUUUCCUUAUGCUAUUCUGUUUUUUUGUGGCUAUGCUUUUACACCACAGUUAAAAGACGAUUUGCGACAUAUAGAAGAACAUUAUCAGCAUUUUGUAGAACUUGGAGCUCUACCCAUUGCUAUUACACAAGAUCAAAUACAAGUCCAAUGGGCAUAUGCUACUCCAGGCACUGUGACAGGAAGUUUGGAUUUUACACCUUCCUUCUUAUUAGCUUCGGACGGCAUUGAUAGAUUAAUCACCCGAUCAUUUAAAUCAAUGAACUUGGAUACUUUAGAAUUACAAAGAUCAGUCAUUGUUGUUGAUGGAAAUCUUCAUAUUCUCUUUAAUCACAAAGUAGCCAAAAAUCGAUUUUUCCCAAUCCAAUCACUUUUGAAUUGCUUUGAAAGUCAUUAAAUUUUUUAUAUAAGUAGAUAAAAAGAUGAUUAAAUAAAAAAAAGAGAGGGCAACUUUAUUUCUAUAAAUAUUUAACUUGUUGCUCAAAUAGGUAUACUACAAAUCAAAUCAAUACUUCUUUUCGGCCUUCCAGUUGUAGCCCUUGAACUUCUUUUCAGCUUGAGAAUCAGCAAUCCAGAAAUCAUCUGCUUCCUCUUCUUCUUGUUCUUCUUCUUGUUCUUCUUCUUGCUCUUCUUCUUGUUCUUCUUCUUGCUCUUCU
Gilbertella persicaria is the source of this 898-nucleotide messenger RNA. RefSeq lists its product as uncharacterized. The transcript has 4 exons. Bases 61 to 639 code for a protein of 192 amino acids. Gene Ontology annotation, molecular function: oxidoreductase activity; antioxidant activity. The record is from RefSeq and is a predicted model, not a curated record. Lineage: Eukaryota; Fungi; Mucoromycota; Mucoromycetes; Mucorales; Choanephoraceae.